Drosophila rhopaloa is the source of this 1902-nucleotide messenger RNA. RefSeq names its product ionotropic receptor 75a (gene Ir31a). The coding region runs from base 1 to 1902 and encodes 633 amino acids. The record is from RefSeq and is a predicted model, not a curated record. Gene Ontology annotation, cellular component: membrane. Gene Ontology annotation, molecular function: ligand-gated monoatomic ion channel activity. NCBI's taxonomy places the organism in Eukaryota, Metazoa, Arthropoda, Insecta, Diptera, Drosophilidae. The transcript has 7 exons.
AUGAAAGUCUCAAUUUUCUUGUUUAUUCUUGUACUCGCUGCAGGUGAAAUGAGUCUGGAUAUGGACGUAUCGGUCUUAACGAAUUUCGUUGUAAGCUUGGUUAAAACCAGGCAUACAAUAGUGUUUUCAUGUUUGCUUCAAGAUUUUAAAGAAACGACUCUUGCAUUAAUGGAAAGAAACCAAUUUGUGAGUGUCGUACAUCUAAACCAAACUUAUAACCUUCCAUCUAUAUUGACAAGAGAAAGUCCUGCUCGAACUUCUAUCCUAGUGAAUGCCAGAUGUAGUGGAACAUCUGAGCUACUUUUUGAAGCCUCCGAAAACAGAUACUUGAACAAAACCUACCAAUGGUUUUUCUGGGGUGUAGAUCUUGACGUACAAUCCUUAUUUCCGUUAAAUCUGAAUUAUGUCGGUCCAAACGCUCAGAUAACCUAUGUAAAUAAAACCAAGGAGGGCUACGCAUAUUGGGAUGUUCAUUCGAAAGGACGACAUUUGAAAUCGCAGUUGGAAAUUAAUUUGAUAGCCACUUUGAUAAAUGGCACAGUUAAUAUAGUUUGUGAUAUUUUUCAUUUGCAAAGCAUUGAUUUUCGCGGUCAAUUUAACGGAAUGUCACUUAGAGGAGCGAGCGUGAUCGAUAAGGAGGAUAUUAUUUCAAAUGAGCAAAUUGAAUCUAUUCUUUCACGGCCCACGAAGGACUCUGGAGUAGCAGCAUUUAUAAAAUAUCACUACGAACUAUUGGGACUAUUACGCGACCGUUUUAACUUCACCGUUAACUUUCGAAAUUCUAGGGGAUGGGCUGGCCGGUUGGGAAAUACUACUUUUCGGCUUGGUCUCUUAGGAAUAAUUAUGCGAAAUGAGGCAGAUAUUGCCGCAUCUGGAGCAUUCAAUCGCAUUAACCGCUUCGCAGAGUUUGAUAUAAUACAUCAAAGCUGGAAAUUCGAAACUGCGUUUCUAUACCGAUAUACUCCAGAUUUAUUUACGCCUGGAACGGACGGUACUGCGUGGGCAGGAAACUUUCUAUCACCAUUUAGCGGCAGCGUAUGGUUUUUUUCAUUAUUAACCCUAGGUUCAUUUAGCAUAAUUUGGGUGCUAUUUGAAAUUAUAGACUGCAAGUUUUUGCAUAGAGGAGAUUAUUCCCAAGACCAAACAAAAACUACAUGCAUCGAACGAGUUCUUCAGACAUUUGGAGCUUGUUGUCAACAGGGAUUGGACCCCAAUCCGAAAGAUCGUUCUGUACGCUUUCUUGUAAUGACCUUAUUCUUGUUCUCUCUUGUAAUGUACAACUAUUAUACAUCUUCUGUGGUUGGUGGCUUGUUAAGCUCUUCAGAUCAAGGACCAGCUACUGUUGAUGAGAUAACUUCUAGUCCUUUAAAAAUUUCUUUUGAGGAUAUUGGUUACUACAAAGUUUUAUUUCGAGAAAGCAAAAAUCAAUCCAUUACAAGACUAAUAGAGAAGAAACUAUCUUCGACGAGAAGUUCAAAAGAAUUGGCGAUUUUCAGCCAUAUAGAGGAAGCUGUUCCAUAUCUUAAGGCCGGCGGUUUUGCGUUUCACUGUGAAGUAGUUGACGCUUACCCGGUAAUUGCAGAAUUUUUUGAUGCAAAUGAGAUCUGCGAUCUGCGUGAAGUCUCUGGUCUAAUGGAGGUUGAAAUAAUGAAUUGGAUCUUACAUAAAAACAGCCAGUAUACUGAAAUAUUUCGAACGGCUAUGUGUAACGCCCAGGAGAAAGGUUUUGUGGAGCGCAUACUUCGGCGGCGGCAAAUCAAAAAGCCUACCUGUCUGUCACUAUACACUGUUUAUCCUGUGAGCCUAUCAGGAGUGUUACCCGCAUUCAUAACUUUAUUCUGUGGAUAUAUAAUUUCCCUGAUACUUUUGUGUAUGGAGAAAUUAACUGGUCUCCAGAAUUAA